UUUUGAAAAAAGCUUGAAUGAGUCUAAUUUAUGAAUAAGCGCAGUCACUAAUUCACUAAUUCGGAAUCGUGAUAACGGGGAAUGCGGCGGAUAGUAAAUAUUGAAUGCCUACCAAUGUAACAAAGUUUUAUUUAUUUGACCUGGUUUUUUCGAUAUAUAAAUUGACCUGGUUUUUUCGAUAUAUAAAGCAAAUGGCAGACAAAAAAGGAGGUUUUUUCAAAAUUGGUUCAAGUAAUAAUCGACAAAAAACAUUUCGUCCAAAAAAGAAGUGGGAAUCAAACUCAAUAAAAUACCAGCUACACAAGAAAGCCAGAGCAACCUUAAAGUCUGGAAUCGAUAUGCGAGAGGCUGUUGCACUUCCUCCUAGUGAAGAUUUAGAUGAUUGGUUAGCAGUACAUGUUGUGGAUUUCUACAAUCGAAUUAAUCUUAUCUAUGGAACAAUAUCUGAUGUAUGUACAGAAGCAAGCUGUCCAGUCAUGUCUGGUGGUCCAAAAUAUGAAUAUUAUUGGGCAGAUGGAGAAAAGUACAAAAAACCAACAGCACUGUCCGCUCCAAUGUAUAUAUCAACACUCAUGGAUUGGGUUGAUCAUCAAGUAAAUGAUGAGAAUAUCUUUCCUCCUAACUCUGAUGAUCCUUUUCCAAAAAACUUCUUAAGCAUAGUGAAAAACAUAUUAAAAAGAUUGUUUCGCGUCUUUGUCCAUGUUUAUAUUCAUCACUUUGAAAAAAUUGUUUCGUUAGGUGCAGAAGCUCAUAUCAACCAAUGCUACAAACACUUCUAUCAUUUUGUAACUGAAUUUGAUCUCAUCGAAAAACGUGAAUUAAAUCCUUUAAAAGAUAUGACGAUGCAGCUAUGUGGAUGACGUUUUUUAAAUAAUUUUGUUUCAAGAAUUCAUAAAAUGUUUUUCAUAAUCUUUUGUUGACCAGGAUUGCUUUAAUAUAUAACUUCUAGCAGCAUACAUGGAUCCAAGAAAAAAGUAUUUGAAUUUUCGUGAUUUUUUUUUUCCAGCAUUUUACUGAUUCGAUUUACAAUUAAGCACGAAUGCUUGACUGUUUAAUAAAUAAUAUAUAAUGCAGAUUCGUGAAUAUUGAAUAGUAAAUAUCAUUUUCAUUUUGAAUUUAUGACAAAUAAAAUUAUUGUGGUUUACGUUCUGUAGAUUAUUUUACUUUCUGUAAAUUAUUUAUUUCAUUUUAUUAUAUUUUGUAUCCUUAAUUUUAUAUUUAAUUUACGCAAUUUUUAAUUAUUUUUUUUUUAAUUAAAUGUUUCAUAUUUUAACUUGUUAAAAAAAAACAAUGUAAAAUGUGUAGCAAGCAAUAAAGUUUGAGUAAAA
Hydra vulgaris (swiftwater hydra) is the source of this 1328-nucleotide messenger RNA. RefSeq names its product MOB kinase activator 3A. Gene Ontology annotation, cellular component: cytoplasm. Lineage: Eukaryota; Metazoa; Cnidaria; Hydrozoa; Anthoathecata; Hydridae. The record is from RefSeq and is a predicted model, not a curated record.